AGCUUAAUGUUUAUUUAUACAGGUUUGUGAUUCAAAUCAUUAUGCUCAAAUUUAUAUGCAACUUUUUCUAGCAUUUGAAAAUAACUGUUAAAUGUGUGAACUUACAUUUUUUUCUUAUGUAUUUUUCUUAUGGUAAUUUAUAUUUUCAGCUUGUGCAAAACAACAAAUGCAAAGUUACCAUGAGUUCUGUAAAUGUAAGUUUUUCACAGAAUAUCUCGAUUGUUCAUCCUCAAUACUUUUUUAUCAUUGGACUUUCAGGAAUACCACAUAGCACUUAUUACUAUAUAUUUUUAUUUAUGAUUUAUUUUGUUACUAUCUUUGGGAACUCUGUAGUUCUUCUCAUUAUAGCUCUUCACCGGAGCCUGCACAGUCCAAAGUACAUUGGCGUGUUUAACUUGGCCUUGGCUGAUAUUGGUGAAACUAAUGCACUGAUUCCUAACAUGAUGAGGACUUUUCUGUUUGACUCACAGUACAUCUCAUACAAUGCUUGUUUGGCAAACAUGUUUUUUGUGUUCUUCUUCAGUAGUUUGCAAAGUGUCACUCUUCUUGUUCUGGCAUAUGAUCGCUUCAUUGCAAUUUGUUUGCCAUUAAGAUAUCAUGCAAUUGUGAACAAUACCAGUAUGGUUUUAGUUUUUCCAGCAAUAUGGGCAUUUAAUUCUUCUGUGGUGGCCUUGAUGGUGUCUUUGAUCACCCGACUUUCAAUUUGCGAAUCCAAUGUAAUACAGAGUUAUUUUUGUGAUCAUGGACCAGUGUUUAGGUUGGCAUGUAAUGACUAUAACCUUAAUAAGUCUGUGGGAUUUGUCAUCACAUCUUUAUACCUUAUAGCACCUUUGGUCAUUAUAUUCCUGUCAUAUUUGGGCAUUUUUCUUGCUUUAAGCAGAAUUACAACUUGGGAAAGACGUUUAAAAGCGCUUAAGACCUGUGUUUCACACCUGUUGUUAGUAGGGAUUUAUUUCUUCCCAAUAUGCUUCACAUACCUAGCACAACUCUUGCUUGCUCUCACUCCCAAUGGCAGAGUCAUUAGCACAUCUCUGGCAUAUGUUGUUCCACCAACACUAAAUCCCAUCAUUUAUGUUUUAAACACAGCUGAAAUCAAAAUCUUAUUGCGAAAAAUGCUUGACAACAGAUCUUCACCAAUUAGAGAUAAUAUUUCAAAAUGACUGCAAUUAUUGUUUUUUUUUUUUAAUUCUUAAUAUUUAUGAUAAUAUAUAAAUAAAAGCAUCAUCAGUACUGGGACUGCAUGUAUGUGUUGGUGAAUAGCAGUUAUAUGGUAUUUAUGUACUUGUUUAUUUAUGAAUCCAGUUGUUUUCAAGUGUAUAUGUACUGAUUGUGGUCUUACUGACAUCGAGGCAAAACUUGAAAAGGAAGAAUAUUUUAU
Molecule: messenger RNA, 1378 nt
Organism: Megalobrama amblycephala (Wuchang bream)
Lineage: Eukaryota; Metazoa; Chordata; Actinopteri; Cypriniformes; Xenocyprididae
Product: olfactory receptor 52E8-like
Exons: 1
Coding region: 117-1160 (347 amino acids)
Biological process (GO): G protein-coupled receptor signaling pathway
Cellular component (GO): membrane
Molecular function (GO): G protein-coupled receptor activity; olfactory receptor activity
Source: RefSeq, a predicted model, not a curated record